Messenger RNA from Xenopus tropicalis (tropical clawed frog), 1022 nucleotides. RefSeq names its product serine/threonine-protein kinase dst1. NCBI's taxonomy places the organism in Eukaryota, Metazoa, Chordata, Amphibia, Anura, Pipidae. The record is from RefSeq and is a predicted model, not a curated record. Gene Ontology annotation, molecular function: protein kinase activity; protein serine/threonine kinase activity; ATP binding. The transcript is spliced from 11 exons. Bases 278 to 997 code for a protein of 239 amino acids.
UCUUUCCCAGGAAUCUGGCACUACCACCUGCCAGCCCAAGAUCUCCCAAAGAAAGCGAGUGGGACCUCCGACCAACGAGGGGAAUAACACCAUCUCACUCGCUGAGAAAUACCCAGAGCCCGGGAGAUAUUUGAAAUUGGGGGAACGAAUUGGAGAGGACCCCAAUGGAGUGAUUUACAAUGGAUGGCACCGAAUCAGACGAGUGGAGGUGGCCAUUGUAGUCAUUAAAGAUCAAGAGAAGCAAAAAGCAAUACAAAAAGAAAUUGAAGUCCUUGAAAUGGUGUCAGGCCAUGGAAACAUCGUGGAUUUCUAUGGGGCUUAUUACCAUCAGGCCCCACGGACACCAUCACUCCCUGAAGGACUGUGGAUUGCUACUGAGUUCAUCACUGGUGCCACUCUUCAAGACCUCAUUGGCACCAGAAAGACCUUAGGAGAAAGGUGGAUCUCCUACAUCUGCAAAAAAAUCAUCACGGGCCUUUUCCACCUUCAAAAAAAGAACGUCAUCCACCAUGACAUUAAGCCCGGAAACAUCCUAAUCACCUCAAUGGGAGAGGUGAAGAUCGGCGAAUUUGGAUUUGCCACUUGUGGAGGAAAGAGCAGCAGUACACCUGGGACUAUAACAUACUCGGCCCCAGAAGUACUGGCUAAUUAUGGCACCAACAAGCUUGAGUAUGACCAUAAGGCUGACAUCUGGUCACUCGGCAUUGCAGCCAUUGAAAUGGCGGAGGGACUCUCAUUCAGCAAACUUCCACAACAAAGGCUGAUUGAGAAGAUUACACGCGGUCCCUCGCCAACAUUAACACCAUGGGGAAAAUGGAGCGACGAGUUCCGUUUCUUCAUUUCCGAGUGCCUGCAGAACGACCCAUCGAGAAGACCAUCUGCAAGGCAACUUCUGUCGCACCCCUUCAUUGGAGAGAUCUGGGGUGAAAGGGGUGUGCAGAAGAGCAUUGCCCAACAACUGCACAGAGGUAAGGGGAACUGCUCAUUCUCAUUAUAGUUCACACGAUACAUUUACUUUAACC